UCAAAUCUCAAUCCUCUAAUAACACUAAGCAUAACCAAGCAAAAGCAUCAAUGGCGUUUCACAGUAGAAAAUUCAUCUUUCUGAAGCUCGUCCUCUUCUCGCUACUUCUUCUUCCCUUGUCCCAAAGCAAUAAUGCUACUCGUAUCCCACGAGCUCCUAUUGGCCCGAGAAGACCAAUUUGCCCGGCUUGUGUGUGUUGUGAGCCAGCUCCGCUAGGAAGUUGCUGCAGAUGUUGUGCAUCCCCUAUCGUCACUCAAACUCAUCACCCCUCUCAAUCUCCAUGAAACAAAACAUAACAUUAAAAAGGUUGACUCGGUACAAAAGAAAAAGAAGAAUAAGAAAUAUAGUCUUUUUCAGUUAAUGUUUCUUUGUUUCCAUGUUCUAAUAAUGAGCUUUAAAGUCAACUUGAGUUUGAUUUUUCAA
Molecule: messenger RNA, 423 nt
Organism: Camelina sativa (false flax)
Lineage: Eukaryota; Viridiplantae; Streptophyta; Magnoliopsida; Brassicales; Brassicaceae
Source: RefSeq, a predicted model, not a curated record